Messenger RNA from Ilex paraguariensis (yerba mate), 1008 nucleotides. NCBI's taxonomy places the organism in Eukaryota, Viridiplantae, Streptophyta, Magnoliopsida, Aquifoliales, Aquifoliaceae. The record is from the annotation of a GenBank genome assembly.
AUGAACGUCAGUGGCGCCAUCCAACAGAAGAAGGCUACUCCAUUCAGUCCUCGGCAAUCCACGACGACCAGCCUUUGCCCGGCUAAGCAAGGGAGGACCACCACCACAAAGUCCUGCAGCUGGUGUAAAGGACUUAAUGACUGCAUGGUUAUGGGGUCCAUAGUUCCACAACACGAACAGCCUCAAAACCUUGAGCAGCAGGUGGCAGAAUUAGAAAAAGAACUUCAAAAGCAGAAGGAACUGAGGGCCUUGUACAGGCUGAAAUUGGAAAGAACACAAGAUUAUCUUAGGUAUUGUCUUCAGAUGGCACAAGACAAUGGAUUCUUGGACCUCUUAAUUAACAUCAAAGAGAAUCAACAAGAAUGCCUUCUCUCCUCUAGUACCACCAGUCCUCCGAUGCCUCCUUUGAUGAAACACCGUUCAGAUCUUGCACCCCUCAUUGAUCAAGCCAAGAUGAAUGGAUGGCACAUCGAGCCACAUGAGAUUGAACUGCAUGAAAAAGUAGCUCAAGGCAGCACUGCAGAUGUAUAUAAAGGAACAUGGAGAGGACUUGAUGUUGCAGUGAAAUGCAUAUACCCUGAUUUCUUCAAUUCAAACGACAAUGGAGUCAACUUCUUUGCUCAAGAGGUUGAAACAUUAUCAAAACAGCGCCACUGUUUUGUGCUCCAGCUAAUGGGAGCCUGUCUUAAUCCCCCUGACCAUGGCUGGAUUGUAACUGAGUUCUUGAGUAUGACUUUGAAGGAGUGGCUGCACGGGCCAGGGAGAAGACAGAGAGAGAGGAUUGUUCCCCUUCCGCAAUUGGAAGAGAGGUUGGCCAAGGCAUUAGAGAUCGCCCAAGCGAUGCAGUACCUUCAUGACCACAAGCCCAAGGUUAUUCAUCGUGACCUGAAACCAAGCAACAUUUUUUUGGAUGAUGCCUUGCGUGUGAGAGUUGCAGAUUUUGGUCAUGCUCGGUUCUUAUCUGAAGGAGAAAAGGCACUCACCGGUGAAACAGGCAAGGACUACUAA